AUGGAGAUGGAGACCGCCGCCCCCGCCGCCGUUACAGCAACGUGCACGUUCGUGCACGAGCGCGCCCCCGCCGUCGCCGCCGCCGUUUCCGUGGCCCCUCCCUCCAGCGCGAGCAGAGCCGUCAAGAGGCCACCGCGCUCGAGCUCGCCGGAGCUGCUGCGCUGCAAGCGGAGACUGACGUUCAGCGGUCUGGGCUACAGCCUCCCUCAGCAGCAGCCCGUGGCCGUGGCGCGGCGCAACGAGCGCGAGAGGAACCGGGUGAAGCAGGUCAACAUGGGCUUCCAGACCCUGCGGCAGCACGUGCCCAACGGCGCGGCCAACAAGAAGAUGAGCAAGGUGGAGACGCUGCGCUCGGCCGUGGAGUACAUCCGCGCGCUGCAGCAGCUGCUAGACGAGCAUGAUGCCAUCUCGGCCGCCUUCCGCUGCGGCGUGCCGUCCCCGAGCCUGUCCCACAGCUACUCCGCUGAGCCCGAGUCUCCGCACUCCUCCUACUCCUCGGACGACGGCAGCUACGAGCAGCUGAGCUCCGAGGAGCAGGAGCUGCUGGACUUCACCACCUGGUUCGACAGAUACUGAGCGGCUCCCUCAGCCGAGCCGAAGGAGAGGGGCAGGAGAGGGAGAACCGUGCUUUCCCGGUCGCCCGUGCGGCAGAGGAGGACGCGUCCUGUUAGCCUACUGGAGCUGUGUUCGGAAAAGUUACCACUCGCUCCCUCACUACGCCCCGUUUAAACGAGUCUGUGCAGUUCACUAUCUAGUGAACCGGCCAGGGAAACAAGGCGACGAUUUGGGACGCAGCCUUCCAUGACGCUCUGUGCCGGUAACCUAGCAACCAGCAUCGACAGACUGGGCUGGCGAGCAAAACAAACCAGCUCGCUAGCUGGAAAAGUAUCAUAAACUGACCAAAACAGAUGAUUUAUAUAUCUAAAAAGUUGAUCAAAGCACAGUCUAAUGUCAGCUCAGCUUAAACAUCUCAGCUCUUGCCAAGUUUCUAAUGUUAACAUGAAGUGAAUGUCUUCGAAAUUGGCUAAAAAAUGAAAGCUAUGUGUGUUUGCAUACUAAAUUCCUGACCACUUGUCAGGUGACUCGCCUUUUCUAGUCACACUCCUUUACAGUGGGCUAAGGCCGUGAAAACUGUAGUGCAGCCUACAACUUUUGAGAAUUGGGACACCACUACAAAGCAGCUGACGCGCACUUAAACAGUGCACUAUUUCUCUAGAGGGGAGUGAUUCUGAACAAAGCCUUCUGUAGAGGCGAACUGUUUAGCAGCUUCACGAGUCUCUCGUCCUCUUCUGCGAGAGAAACGGGGAUUUUCAAACGUCGCAAGUUCAACGUGUCAAGGAUAAAAGGGACUCUGGAGAAGCCUGGGCAGAAAGAUUCGAGCUGAUAAGUGCAAUUAUGGACUUUAUGUUGAUAACGUGGCGUCUCUUUGUAACUGUUUUUAACGAGCAGCGACGGAAAGCUGUGGG
Messenger RNA from Colossoma macropomum (tambaqui), 1466 nucleotides. RefSeq names its product achaete-scute homolog 1b-like. The record is from RefSeq and is a predicted model, not a curated record. Gene Ontology annotation, molecular function: protein dimerization activity; RNA polymerase II transcription regulatory region sequence-specific DNA binding; DNA-binding transcription factor activity, RNA polymerase II-specific. Gene Ontology annotation, biological process: positive regulation of transcription by RNA polymerase II; neuron differentiation; sensory organ development. Bases 1 to 576 code for a protein of 191 amino acids. NCBI's taxonomy places the organism in Eukaryota, Metazoa, Chordata, Actinopteri, Characiformes, Serrasalmidae. The transcript has a single exon. Gene Ontology annotation, cellular component: RNA polymerase II transcription regulator complex.